GAUGGAAGUAGCCACGAUUGGAGGAGAGGAAUGUGUCCUUGGUCUGACUGACAGGUGUCGCUUUUUUAUCAAUGACACUGAGGUCGCAUCAAAUAUCACGUCAUUUGCUGUGUGUGAUGACUUUCUACUGGUGACAACCCAUUCCCACACCUGCCAGGUUUUCUCCCUAAGUGGUGCCUCACUUAAAAUGCUACAGGCAGCUCUGAGUGGCAGUCAUGAGGCCAGUGGAGAAAUUCUGCGGAAAGUGGAAAGGGGUUCACGGAUCGUGACAGUUGUUCCCCAGGACACAAAGCUUAUACUACAGAAAGGUUAAGUAGAACUGUGCCCCCUGCUGCUUAGAGGAUCUCCAGUUGAUCAAAGAUGCUGGGUUUUAUUUUGAGAUGCCAAGGGGAAACCUGGAGGUUGUUCAUCAUCGGGCCUUGGUCUUGGCACAGAUUCGGAAGUGGCUGGACAAACUUAUGUUUAAAGAAGCAUUUGAAUGCAUGAGGAAACUGAGAAUUAACCUCAAUCUGAUUCAUGACCAUAACCCCAAGGUCUUUCUCGAAAAUGUGGAAACCUUCGUAAAACAGAUUGAUUCUGUAAAUCAUAUAAAUUUGUUUUUCACAGAACUCAGGGAAGAAGAUGUCACAAAGACCAUGUACCCUCCCCCGAUUACCAAGAGUGUCCAGGUGUCCACACAUCCUGAUGGGAAGAAACUUGACCUCAUCUGUGACGCCAUGAGAGCAGCCAUGGAGGCCAUCAAUCCUCGAAAGUUCUGCCUGUCGAUACUCACAUCUCAUGUGAAGAAAACCACCCCGGAGCUGGAAAUUGUGCUGCAGAAGGUACAGGAACUUCAAGGAAAUCUUCCCUUUGAUCCUGAGAGUGUGAGUGUAGAGGAGGCUUUGAAAUACCUGCUGCUCCUGGUGGAUGUUAAUGAGUUAUUUAAUCACUCCCUUGGGACCUAUGACUUUAAUUUAGUCCUCAUGGUAGCUGAGAAGUCACAAAAGGAUCCUAAAGAAUAUCUUCCAUUUCUGAAUACACUUAAGAAAAUGGAAACUAAUUACCAGAGGUUCACCAUAGACAAGUACUUGAAACGAUAUGAAAAGGCCCUUGGACACCUCAGCAAGUGUGGACCUGAGUAUUUCACAGAAUGCUUAAAUUUGAUAAAAGAUAAAAACUUGUAUAAAGAAGCUCUCAAGUUAUAUCGUCCAGACUCACCACAGUACCAGGCGGUCAGCAUGGCUUAUGGCGAGCACCUGAUGCAGGAGCACCUGUACGAGCCAGCAGGGCUGGUGUUUGCCCGCUGUGGGGCCCAGGAGAAGGCACUUGAAGCAUUUUUGGCUUGUGGCAGCUGGCAGCAAGCCCUCUGUGUGGCUGCCCAGCUUCAGAUGUCCAAAGACAAGGUGGCUGGCCUUGCUAGAACUCUGGCAGGAAAGCUGGUGGAGCAGAGGAAGCACAGUGAGGCAGCCACAGUCCUGGAACAGUACGCCCAGGAUUAUGAAGAGGCUGUGCUCCUGCUGCUAGAAGGAUCUGCCUGGGAAGAAGCUCUGAGGCUGGUCUACAAGUAUGACAGAGUGGAUAUUAUAGAAACCAGUGUAAAGCCUUCCAUUUUAGAAGCCCAAAAAAAUUACAUGGACUUUCUGGACUCUGAGACAGCCACAUUCAUUCGCCAUAAAAACCGCUUGCAGGUGGUUCGAGCGCUCAGGAGGCAAGCACCACAGGUCCAUGUGGAUCACGAGGUGGCCCAUGGCCCAGAGUCAGACCUCUUCUCGGAAACCAGCAGUAUUAUGAGUGGCAGUGAGAUGAGUGGCAGAUACUCCCACAGUAACUCCAGGAUAUCUGCGAGGUCAUCUAAAAACCGUCGGAAGGCAGAGCGCAAGAAGCAUAGCCUCAAAGAAGGGAGUCCUCUGGAGGGCCUGGCUCUUCUGGAGGCGCUGAGUGAAGUGGUACAAAGUGUUGAGAAGCUAAAAGAUGAGGUGCGUGCUAUUUUGAAGGUGCUCUUUCUCUUUGAGUUUGAAGAGCAAGCAAAGGAGUUACAGAGAGCCUUUGAGAGUACUCUGCAGCUGAUGGAGAGGGCAGUUCCAGAGAUCUGGACUCCUGCCGGCCAACAGAGUUCAACCACACCGGUCCUAGGUCCCAGCUCCACUGCGAAUAGCAUCACAGCCUCUUACCAGCAGCAGAAGACUUGUGUCCCUGCUCUCGAUGCUGGGGUUUAUAUGCCACCGAAGAUGGACCCGAGAAGCCAGUGGAAGCUGAGCCUGCUGGAAUGACUGCCCUGUUAGGAAGGCCUUGCCGGGAAGACCGUUUGUCCACUCACUCUUCGUGCUUCUAGCUGUGGAGAACUGGGAUGUGGAAGAGUCUGCCUUUGAACAGCCUCAGCUAGCACUAGGCAGUCCCCACUUUCUUUUGGGUAUACAUCUUAGGUACUAUGUCAGAACUUCGUUUUAGCCAGCUUAUUGCAGUCUUUUUAAAAAUUGCUGUUUAGCUGGCUAUAGUAGGACAUGCCUAUAAUCCCAGCAGCCCAGGAAGCUGGGGCAGAAAGACUGAUGCAAGUUCAAGACCAGCAUGGCCUUAUCUCAAAACAACCCAUCCUGCUGUUCUUGUACUCAGUACUGUUUGAAAGCAUGGUUAGGCAGAUCAUGAACUGGAGUCUCGUUUCUGUUACAACCUUGGACAGCUCAUCAUUGAUUUGAUCCUCAGUUCCUGUUGUUCAUAGGGAAUGAUGUUUCAUGGUUUCUACCUCAAAAAGUGAAGACAAGUGGAACCACGUUUCUAAGUUGCUCUGUGUUGUUAACAUAGUGCAUGGUAUUCAUGUAGGCAGUUAGUGCUGCCAGCUUUUAGUAAGAUGUGAUUGCAUAGCUGGCAUCUGUGCAUUAACUCAAAGCAGAAUAAAAAGCUGUUUGGGGACUGGAGAAUUGACUCAGUGGUAAAGAGCGGUUGUUGCUUUUGCAGUGGACCUGGGUUUCCCAGCACCCACAUAGCAGCUCACAACGGUCUGUUUUCUCCAGUUCUAGACGAUCUAACGUCCUCUUCGGAUUUCACUGAGCACCAGGCAAGCAUGUGGUACACAAACAUAUGUGCAGGCAAAAUACUCAUACACACAAAAUAAUCUUUAAAAAAUUUUUUUUAAUUAAAUAUGUUAUCCUACCUUGUUAUGUGCUACUAGCUUUAAUUGGGCUAGACUUCCCCUAGCUGGCACUGUUCCAGGGAUGUUCUAUUGCCUCAGUAUGUUCUGCUAGAGAGUUACCAAGAGUAGGGUGGACUUCAGUGAUGGGUAGACAGCAGGCAUAUGUGGGAGCAGGGUUGGUUGUUACUCUGUCCCCCAAACACUACCUCCUUUGACUAACGCAUUCUGUCUGUGUCCAGGCAGACUCACUUGGCUUUGUGUAUGGCUUUUUGUAUGACAUCAGAUGCGGAGAUGCAGAGUCUAGAGUUUGCCUAGCUGGUUCAGUCUUUCAGUAACUCUGCUUCCUCCUCAAUUUUGGAACUGUAUACCCUAUGCUAUUAUAUGUUGGAAGUAUGUGAUUUGCUUUUUGGUUUUGAUUUUACAGAAGAUUACAAAUAAGAGAUUGCAUAAAUCUUAGAAGAAACUUUGGACUUUUAAACACUGUUGAGAGAGUGUUAGUCUAUGGGAACUUUUGAAGUAGGACUAAAUGCAUUUUACAUUAUGUAUGGCUGCAAGCCUGUGGGGGCCAGGAGUGGAAUAUAGUGUUUUGAAUAGGAAUGGCCUCCAUAGACUCAUGUGUUUGAACCCUUGGCCCGUGGGCAGUGGCACUAUUAGGCGUGGCCUUGUUGGUGUAGAUGUCCUUGUUGGAGGAAGUCUGUCACUGUGGAGGUGUGCUUUGAGAUCUUCCAUGCUUAGGCUACACCCAGUGUAGCAGAGUCUCUGCUGCUAACUUCUGAUCAAGAUAGAACUCUUGCCUUGUACAGCACUGUUUCUGCCUGCAGGCUGCCAUGCUUCCUGCCAUGACAAUAAUGGACUAAACCUCUGAGACUGUAAGCCAGCCCCAAAGAAAUGUUUCUCCAUGAUAGUUGGUAUGGUCUUGGUGUCUCUUCAUAGCAAUGAAACCCUAAGACAUUGACUGACCCAUGUUUCAUUGUUUCCAAGAGAUCUUUGGAAGAUGAGAUUACUUUCUCUCUCUUGUCAAGUCUAGAAAUUGGUCAGUUUAUUUUAAUAAGAGAUUUUGAAAAAUUACUGUUUGACAAUUUUAUAUUUUUACAUAAUGAAUUUGAUUUGUUCUCAUUCCUCUCUCUUCUGCUGAAACCCUUCUUUUUCCCAAGAAUCCCCUCUUCUAUUUUCAUGUCUUUCUAACCUUACCUAAGGUUGAUUAUGUGAGCAGAUGUGGAAGGUUAGUUACUGAAUCAUGAGGAAGUUUGUGUGGGUAUACCACCUAGAAAAAUAAUGCUCCUCCCCAACAAGAGUGUCAUGGCCAAUCCUUGAGUUCAGAUAAAAUCUCUUGUGUGGCCUUAAUACCAAAACCAGGCUUUCAUUACUCUGUGUAAACUAAUGUAAAAUGCUGUUUGGCCCUCAGUACAUAGAUCAACUCAAAAUUGUAAUUUAAGAAGACUUACCUAAGGGCUGGAGAGAUGGCUCAGCGGUUAAGAGCACCAGCUGCUCUUCCAGAGGUCCUGAGUUCAAUUCCCAGUAACCACAUGGUGGCUCACAACCAUCUGUAAUGGGAUCUGAUGCUGUCUUGUGUGUCUGAAGACAGUGUACCCACAUAUAUGAAAUAAAUAUGGCCAGAGCGAGGCUGGAGUGAGCAGGGCAGGGGGAGAAAGAAAGAAAAACAAGAAAACAUACCUAAGCACUUGUUAUAUAGUUAAACUUUUCUGGAAAUUUUAAAUUUUUUACAAAGUAGAAAAAGAGAAGACAAUAUAUUUCACUUUGGAUUGCUCUACUUUUGACUCGUCCUGUAGUGGGCUUAUUCCAGCUAGAUGCCAGUUUCAAGAGGCCGUGAGUACUUGUGGUGACAGUGAAUCCAGUAACUUCUGUAUGUGACAUUUACUGUAGUGAAAAGCUCUUACUGUGGAUAGUGGUGAAGAACCCGUGCUAACAGACUGGAGGUGGAGAUGAAUGUGCCUGUUGACAGUGGCGUGGGCUUUCAUAGGUCCUCGAUUAUCUUAAUGCUAUAGCAGUUCAGUGUGGGAGUGCACACAGCACUCAGGAGGCAGGGACGUGUGGAUCUUUAAGUUCAAGGCCAGCCUAGUCUACAGAGUUCCAGGACAGACAGCCAUGGUUACAUAGCGACCCACUGUCUCAAACAAACAAAAAAUGUAAUGGUAUAGCAGUAAGAAUUAAUAUGUACCAAUUUCGUCCCUCUUAACUAUGCAGGAUUAGGGGCCUGGAGAGGUGGCUCAGUGGGUAAGAGCACUGACUGCUCUUCCGAAGGUCCUGAGUUCAAUUCCCAGCAACCACAUGGUGGCUCACAACCACCCAUGAUGAGAUCUGACACCCUCUUCUGGUGCAUCUGAAGACAGCUAUGGUGUACUUACAUAUAAUAAUAAAUAAAUAAAUCUUUAAAAAAAAACUAUGCAGGAUUAGAUUUUGCUCAUAUUGAGAUUAAGUAGGAAGAGCAGGCCUUUUGUAUUGAAGGCUGAGACGAGGCGGGACAUGUAGGGUGUGGGACAAGGUAAAUGAGAGCUAACUUUGAAGAAAGCUGUUGAGCUUUAAAAAAUACAGAGUUGCCCCCAGGUUUAGGUUCUAUCUCAGCAAAUUCUUAUCACAAUAAGAAAAAAUCUUGGUUUUUCUGGCUUGCGUUGAGUAAGGUUUGUUCUUGGCCUGUCUUGGAUCAUGUAGCUUUGUUCAAUGCUACAGACAUUAACAGGGAACUUGCAGAGAGCCAUCUUCCUCAGCCUGUGGGCUUUGCAAUCACACAUUCUAGAAGCUGUGGCAGAAGCUAACAUUUGGAGGUGUUGAGGAAUUCUCAUUGUUAUUUUGUGGUGCUGGGCAUUGAACCCCUUCUGGGCACUGUACAUGCAGAUCAAGCUGGUGUGGACCUUGCUGUAGGCCUUACCCCAGUCAGAAGGGCAUUUUGAAACAAAACCCAAAAACCUGGCACUUCUUAGUAAUUGAAGGUGACUGCACGUUGGGAAGCACAGUCUAUGUUUUAUUUUCCUCCUUGUCUUAGUUAUUCUACUGCUGUGAGGACCCCAUGACCAAGGCAGCUCUUAGAGAAGGCAGCACUUCUUUCUUGUUUACGUUCAGAGGCUUGCAUCACUGUGAUCAUCAUAGUAGGUAGCAUGCGGCGUGUAGGCAGGCAGGCGUGGUGCUGGAGAAGUGGUCGCAGGCUUCACAUCUGGUUCCACAGGCAGAGGGGGAGAAUGAAAAUGGUUCAUAUGCUGGGCCUGGCAUGGGCUUUUGAAACCUCCGAGUUCACUCCCAGUGACAUGCGUCCCACACGGCCACAUUCUUAGUCCUUCUCAAACAGUUCUGUUCCCUGGUGACUAAGCAUUGGAGCAUAUGAACCAUUUUCAUUGAAAUCACUACUCCUGUUUUGCUAGUCCAUACUGUAGAAGCUCAUGGGGGUCUUCAGCUGUUGUUCGUGGGGCGAGGAGGGAAUCAGCACAGGUGACUAAAUGUUCAAGAUCAGUGGUUCUCAACCUUUAAUACAAUUCCUCAUGUUGUGACCCCAACCAUAAGAUUUGGUUGCUACAUCAUAACUGUGAUUUUGCUAGUUAUGAAUUGUAAAUACCUGAUAUACAGGGUAUCUGAUGUGUGACCUCCCAAGGGAGCCACCCACAAGUUGAGAACCUCUGUUCAAGAGGCUGUAAUCAGUUAAGGCGCCCUUGGUGCUGAUGGCAACAGUAAACGGUGUGCUCGUGAGUCCUGAGCCUUCUGUGCUCUCUGAGCUCUUUCCUGUGCUCUGUACCCAUCUUUACUCUGGUUUUUUGAGACAGGGUUUCUCUGUGUCCUGGGACUCACAAUGUAGACCAGGCUGGUCUCAAACUCAAAUCCACCUGCCUCUGCCUCCCAAGUGCUGGGAUUAAAGGCAUGUGUCACCACUGCCCAUCUCCAUCUUUACUCUUUUGACACUGAAGUCCCAAAACUUCAGCAGAUGUCUUGAUGUAAAGAUGAGGGUUUGCGUUCUGAAUCCACAUAUUUUAGAGACCUUUAGGAGAGGAACAGCACUUCUCCAAGCCUGUGUGUUCCUUGUUGCCAGUAAGCGCUUCUCUGUGCUCUCUACUGGCAUUUUGAAUGAUAUCAUCUACAAUGCCUGGAAUGGCACUGUAGGUACGUUAUUUGUAAUUUCCCUGGCUCUGCUCACUAGAUAGUAGUAUAUAUUUCCAUUCCUGUUGUAACAAACUUGUCAUGUUAACCUCAGCUGUUAAGCUUAGAUGAUGCCGAUGCCAAAAAUACUAAACUGCUGUGUUUGUG
Molecule: messenger RNA, 7354 nt
Organism: Mus musculus (house mouse)
Lineage: Eukaryota; Metazoa; Chordata; Mammalia; Rodentia; Muridae
Gene: Elp1
Product: elongator complex protein 1
Exons: 22
Coding region: 381-2249 (622 amino acids)
Biological process (GO): tRNA wobble uridine modification
Cellular component (GO): nucleoplasm; nucleus; cytosol
Source: RefSeq, a predicted model, not a curated record